This is a messenger RNA of Nerophis lumbriciformis (worm pipefish), 5324 nucleotides long. RefSeq names its product zinc finger protein 281. Gene Ontology annotation, molecular function: RNA polymerase II cis-regulatory region sequence-specific DNA binding; DNA-binding transcription factor activity, RNA polymerase II-specific. Gene Ontology annotation, biological process: regulation of transcription by RNA polymerase II. Lineage: Eukaryota; Metazoa; Chordata; Actinopteri; Syngnathiformes; Syngnathidae. The record is from RefSeq and is a predicted model, not a curated record.
CCACAAUGCACCUCGCCAAGCAAAGAUGGAGGACCCCAGCAGCUGCCGGAGAAGAACAAUGUUUUGCCUCUAGACUUUUUGGGGGAAACGGAGCGCACAGAGCCAAGUAGUCCGGCCCGAGGAGCGGCGUGUGGUCAUGCAGCGGAUGACACAGAUCACCACGCUGUAAUCGUCCCGCCAUGAGCAUCAUCCAAGACAAGCUAGGCAACGACUUCCUGCGCUCCAACGGCGGCAUGGACUCCAACUUUGGCCCCGGCAUGAUCAUGUUCAGCCACCUGCCGCCGGUCGCUAGCUUCACCCGCCUGGUGCCUCAGGAGAUGAUCUUGAAGAAGGAGCGGGACUCACCCGACUGCAUCGCUGGCUCCCUGAACGGCAGCGUGGGAGACUACGUCCACGCUCUCGACAUUAAGCAGGAAAAGGUGUCGGAGCACGAUUACCGCCUGCCGCUCUACCCGGGAGGGUUGGGGAAGAGCACGGAGCUGCUGGAGCUGACGGUCAACAACAACCAGAACCUGCUAGUGCACGAGCUCAACAUGGCCAACCUGCCGGGUCAGUUGGGGAAGGAGCCCGCUGGGAGGAAAGGUCGGAGGUCAAACGGGGACGGCACGGAGGGCAGACCGAGGAAGAAGCGAAGCGAGAAGCAGUCCAUGCUGCUGGAUGCAGACGGAGGCAGCUUGUCGCCGGGAAGCAAACCUCACAUCUGCGAGCACUGCAGCGCCGCCUUCAGGAGCUCCUAUCACCUCCGCAGACACGUCCUCAUCCACACAGGUGAGCGACCCUUCAGGUGCAGCCAGUGUAACAUGAGCUUCAUCCAGAAGUACCUCCUCCAGCGCCACGAGAAGAUCCACAGCGGAGAGAAGCCGUUCAGCUGCGACCAGUGCAACAUGCGCUUCAUCCAGAAGUACCACAUGGAGAGACACAAGCGCACGCACAGCGGAGAGAAGCCGUACAGAUGUGAGACCUGCCAGCAGUAUUUUUCCAGGACAGACCGCCUGCUGAAACACAAGCGAACCUGUGGGGAAGCGCUAAGGAAGGGACUUGAUCCCAGCAUGGCGGACAUGUCCGGUUAUGAAGUCACUCAGGGACACGCUGGCAGAAAAAGGGGGCGCUCCAAAAACCCUGCAGAGGGAGGAGCCCGGAAGAAGAAAAAGGUGGACGGAGGAACGCCUCACGUAUCAGGAGCAUAUAGCAUCCAGGAAUACGCCGCUGACAACCAAACGGUGGCCUUGUCCACCGAGCCCGGUCCCAGCAUGCAACACCACGGUCGCUCUCCAAAGAUGGCGUUCAAGAAGGCCCACCGUAAAGGUGUGGACAAAGGCAGCAAGGAGGACCUGUUGGAGCAGGGCGUGGAUCACGGCCUGGGUCUGAUGCAGGCCAGCGCUGCAAAAGUAGGCGGGACCACCAGCAGUAACUAUGACGAUGCCAUGCAGUUUCUCAAGAAGCGGCGCUACCUAAACGCCUCGCACAACGUGACGACACCAGUGGGCGGUGGCGAAUACGACGUCAGCCUGGUGUCCUCACACCCGUCUGUCAUCCACGGCGCCGUGUCUGCCGUGAUGGACGGCGACGCCCCUCUCUGUCUGGACAAGUCCGUGAUUCCCGACGAGGUGCUGCAGAGCCUCCUGGACCACUACAGCCAGAAAGCAGAAGGCUCGCAUCACGACAUCCACUUUGAUAUCGGCGACCAGCACGUGGAGCUCCACCCCCCUGACACGCCCAGCCCGCCCGGGGACAAGAGCGUCCUGAUGAAUGAGUACUCUCGUUUCCUGCUUCAGGCCCUGGAGCGCACCAGCCACACUGGCGGCUUCCCCCUCGGGCCCAGCGGCCCCGCUUCCUCCGGCGCGUUCGUGGCGGCCCAGGCGGCGAGCGCACUCUACUCGGACAAGAACGUCUACGCUGCGUCCCCGCUGGAGUGCGGCUUCGGCCCCUCGUCGACGUCGCCCAAGUCGCACUUUGCCAUGCUGGCGAGCUCCUCGCCGCAGCACGUCUUCCACCUGAGUGGCCUGGACCAGCAGCUGACCCCCUCGCAGGAGCUGAGCGAGCAGAUGGAGAAGCAGCACUCCUCCACGCCGCCUUCCGCCUACCAGAUCAGCCCGUCAGACCUGAGCAGCCACAAGGACCGAGCCAAGACCGCCGCCUUCCCGCACACCUCCGCCAAGGAAGCCUAUCAGAUAGAAAACUUUGCGCAGGCUUUCGGCGCUCAGUUCAAGUCGGAAGAGCGCGGCCUGUCGUACGGCGCCGACUCCGGUGUGGACGUAGACCACCGGAUAAGGACGUCCGUGUCCGUGUCCGAGUUCUCAGGGUACAGCAGCUUGUUGUCCGACGUCAGCGAGCCGGCCAGCUCAGCUUCUAAAACGUCGACGAGCCAAAGCUUCAGAUGAGACCACGCUGUACUUCAAGGUAUUAUUUGUAUUUUUUUACUUCCUCUAAAUAUUGUUUAACUUAAGUGCUGGUCAAUCUAGUAUUAUUUCUAUGUUCAUCUUCCACCAGCUGAUCCACGCUAGACAAAUGUUGCCAUGGCACAAGAACUUUUCUGUGUUACAAAUAUUACUCAGGAAACAGGAAGUUGCUGACAUGCUGAACACUGAAAACACUUUUUUACUUGGCGAUAAAGAGAUUAUGGUACAAUGUGAAACUCCUCUUUUCUCUCAAUAAUAUAUAUUUGUAUUAUAUACAGAGGUCACAAGAGGAAGAAUGAGGGCCGGUUUUAAUAAGGGAGCUCAUGAAAUGUUCUGGGUAUUUCUUUUUAAAGAACUAAAGUGACUUUAGGGCUUUAUGGCCAAGAGGGGGCGCUGUUGGACAACACACUUACCUGCCCUGCUCUUCUACUCACCUGUGUUGGCGCCGCACUGCAGACAAAACAAGUUGCACUAUUACAGGGGAAAAGUUGAGUUGUCUUCUUAAAGGGAAAAAAAAUCGCUGCUAAAGAGAAUAAAGUUGUCAUUUUAGAACAUCUUUAUCAUGAAAUAUUUGUUAAACAUGCCAACAAAAUCAGAUUUCAGUAAUGUUUUAGACUGAUCAUAAUAUGGAAGCAUCUCUCAAUAUUGUACCAUGUCUUCUACUAGUAAUACCAACGUUUACUGUAAACUUGUCUUUUCAUAAUUAAAUAACUUUAUUCCCUAUUUUUUUAGGCUAAUUUUUCUCGCUAUGUUAUGACAUGAAUAAUAUCUCGUAGCAUACAGACUGUUUUUUCUUGUUAAAGUAGAGAUCAUAAUACAUUUGUAUUCUUUGAAUGCAUCGUAAAAACAGCAUUCUCUGCUUAUAGAACACUCACUCUGUUCUAAGAGCACAGCUUGUAGGUUCAAUGUUCACAAUUGAAAGGCUUAGUUGCUCAGACAGUAAUGUGUUUAUUAGGAAUGUCAAUCUGUGGGCAUCUCCUAAUUCCAUUCAUAAUUGAUUCUCUAACUAUUCUCCAUUCAAAAUCCAUACUUUUUUUAAUAACAUAGGGUGCCACUUCUAUGAUUAACUACAUUCCUCUAUAAAAUAAACAGCUGUGAUACAUUUCUAUAUUACUCAAAAUAAAACUGGUUUGUUUAAUUAAAUUCUGCCCAAACAUUUGAUAAAGUCAAAUAAGACAACAAGAGAAGUAUCUAACACUUCUCUUUUCUAAAGUAAAUACAUCCACCAGAUAUGAACAUCUACAUCAACAAUAUGAUUGGCUGGACAGAACACAUUGAAAAAUUAAUUAAAAAACAUCGAUUUUUGUGAUUCCUUUGAAAAUUGAUUUGACAGACACUCCUUGUGUUUAUAUAAGUUUAGAUUGAGGUACCGUAUUUUUCGGAGUAUAAGUCGCACCGGCCGAAAAUGCAUAAUAAAGAAGGAAAAAAACAUAUAUAAGUCGCAUUUUUGGGGAAAUUUAUUUGAUAAAACCCAACACCAAGACAUUUGAAAGGCAAUUUGAAAUAAAUAAAGAAUAGUGAACAGGCUGAAUAAGUGUACGUUAUAUGAGGCAUAAAUAACCAACUGGUAUGUUAACGUAACAUAUUAUGGUAAGAGUUAUUCAAAUAACUAUAACAUAUAGAACAUGCUAUACAAUCUGUCACUCCUAAUCGCUAAAUCCCAUGAAAUCUUAUACGUCUAGUCUCUUACGUGAAUGAGCUAAAUAAUAUUAUUUGAUGUUUUACGGUAAUGUGUUAAUAAUUUCACACAUAAGUCGCACCCCCGGCCAAACUAUGAAAAAAAACUGCGACUUAUAGUCCGAAAAAUACGGUAUGUCGAUUCUUAAUGGGGAAAGAUGUUAAUGUUGCUUGUUUUCAUGUUAGCAUUUAGUGAGCUAGCACCAGUCAGUCCGGAAAUUUAUCAAGGUAUCCAUCUCUUAAAUUCAAAACUUUAAAACUAGCAGACGAGUUAUACCGCAGUUAUCAUUAUUGCCGUUUAUCAGUACAUACCUAGACACCUUUUCUGCCUGUUUUCUACUUUAAUCUUGCAAUAUAACUGUCUCUUUAAUAAUUGGGACUUAAAUCACUAAAUGGUGCAACUUAUCACAUUUUGUCUUUGAAGUGAGGUACUAACACAUCUGUGGUCGAGCGCGUUUCAAAGCCUCCAAUUAGCACUUUGAGCUGUGUCCUUGCAUCAUGUCAAACUCAACGUCACAUAGUUUGUUUUUUUUUGUCGAUGUUUGAACACGAUGAUGGGAUUUGGGAGGGUAGAAAGUAGGUUUUAUCUUUGCUAUUUUCUCAUGGGGGGUGGGGGGUUAGUGGCCUUUAAAUGGAGUGGAUGUAAAAUGUCAUUGAGACCCCUUUAGUUGGACUUUAGCCCCGUUCCUAUUGAAUUUGAUGCAAAAGUGUUUGAAUUUGUACGCGUUUAGACUUUUUUUCCAAGGCGUCAUGAAGCAAAGUGUAGAAUUCAAAUUGGCUGCUUUCUUUGCCUGACACGUUUAGUCAAUGUUAGAUGUUUCUUUUCAAAAUGUAUUUAUGCCUUUUCAAGAAAAGAACAAAAAAAAAGGUGACACGCUGUCUUCCAUGAACGUGACUGUGCUGACUCCCCUGCUUGUGGCUGCUGAGCGGGUGGUCUGCCUCCUAUAUUAUAUACCUCAUAUCUCAGAGAUGCAAAGGCCUGAACGACUGAUGAGUUCUACAAAUGUCUUUGUGGGACUAUUUUUGUAACCACGUUUGAAGGCCAAUCAGUGUUCACGGUCCUCGUCUCUUAUUGUUUACAAGCCUUAGUAACACUACUUUGAAUGAUAUCAUACUGAACACUUUUACCUUGAUUCUUAUUGACAUGAUAUUACAACCGCCAAAUUUUGUAGCUGUUGAUUUGAGUCCAUACCUGUUCAAUGGAAUGACUUUAAAAGUGAUUAUGGAGGAAAUAAUAAAAAAAAGUGC